This is a messenger RNA of Halteromyces radiatus, 783 nucleotides long. Its product is annotated as FK506-binding protein 2B. Gene Ontology annotation, biological process: protein peptidyl-prolyl isomerization. The coding region runs from base 24 to 653 and encodes 209 amino acids. The transcript is spliced from 5 exons. NCBI's taxonomy places the organism in Eukaryota, Fungi, Mucoromycota, Mucoromycetes, Mucorales, Cunninghamellaceae. Gene Ontology annotation, molecular function: peptidyl-prolyl cis-trans isomerase activity. The record is from RefSeq and is a predicted model, not a curated record.
CUUUUUCCUUGUUAUUUGAAAUAAUGCGUGUGGUACCUCUUUUAUUGGCAGGUUUUUUAGCAUUGGUUAGUGCUGAUGCUCCAAAACGUCCCAUUACCUCUUUACAGAUUGGUGUGAAGCAUCGCGUUCCUGAAGAACAAUGUACACAAAAGUCUCACGAUGGUGACAAGCUCUCUAUGCAUUAUACUGGUGCACUUUACGAAACAGGGGCCAAAUUUGAUAGUAGUUUGGAUCGUAAUCAACCUUUUGAAUUCACCCUUGGUGUUGGUCAAGUAAUUCAAGGUUGGGAUCAAGGAUUGAAGAAUAUGUGCGUAGGUGAAAAACGUAAAUUGUUUAUUCCUCCUCAUUUGGGUUAUGGCGAUCGUGGAGCUGGUAGUGCAAUUCCCGGAGGCGCCACUUUAGUAUUUGAUGUGGAACUAUUAGAUGUCAAACCAGGCAAUCGACGUGUUUUUGACAACACUGGAAAACUUACUGACAAUGCCUUGACGACGGAUCGGUUUGCCCAAUUCCAAUCACCUUCCUUCAUUAUUUCCACUGGUAUCAUUGUCUCUUUGUUCGUAGCUAUCUAUUUAUACUCAAGAAAAUCCGAAGUGCCUGUCAAGAAACAAGCCAAGGAACCAACUAGCCCAAAACCCAAGCCUGCUACUGAAUGAAGUUUUGGAUAAUAGUCAAUUUAUAUAUAGUUUAGCUCAGUUUACUUUGGAAUUGAUCAUGAGUCAUAUGUUUGGAAAAGAUAAAAUAAUAAUAAUAAUAAUAAAAAAAAGAUGUGAUCCUUUUACGAUA